GGACACCUCGAUUAGAUAGCAAAUGUUUAGUUAUCGUAAAGUCGCGUUGAAGUCGAGUCGGAAUAUAGACAAUAAAAAUGGUUCGAAAAAACUCAAAACGAUUCGAAAAGGCGAAAUUUAAUGGAUUUAUUGAUAAAAUGAAAAGUUCAUCGAGACAUAGAUUUAAUGUCUCCGAUGGCGACCAAAAUGAGGAAAAUAUAAAUUAUGGACAACAUUUUCAUGCAGCAAAAGGAAUAUUUAUGGAAUAUCUUAAUGACACCACAAUUCAUGGUUUGAAAUAUAUGGGUGAUCAGAAACGACCAGUUUUGGAAAGAAUUGUCUGGGUAUUCGCUCUUCUUGGAUCAAUUUUAAUUUGCGUUUAUCUUAUUACAAACAUUUUGGACAAACGUAACAACACACCAGUUAUUGUACAUUUUGAAGAAGAAUUAACAGCUGUAUGGGAAAUUCCAUUUCCUUCCGUAACUAUUUGUCCAGAAACUAAAACUCAUGCAAAUAUUUUCAACUACACAGAAAUGUAUUGGAAAUUAAUGUGGAAUAAUAAUUCGAAGAUAUCAAAAGAAGAAAAACACUACUGGGAAGCAAUAUCACAAACUUGCCUUUAUAAAAAAUUAGACUAUGGUAAAUUUCUUGCAAAUGUAUCACAUUUGAUCAGUGCAAUUGAACAAGCAGCUCCUGGAUUAAGAGAAACACUUUAUUCCUGCACAUGGAGACAAGCUCGUAUAAUUUGUGAUAAAUAUUAUAAAACACUUACUGAAGAAGGACUAUGUUUUACUUUUAAUGGAUUUAAUCCAAAAAAUAUUUAUCGAAAUGAAGCAUACAAUUUUUCCAGUCUAAUUGAUAGCGUUAUUUUGGAUUAUGCGAAUAAUCAAACUAGUGAAUGGGAAUUGGAAAAAGGUUACACUUUGGAAGCUGGUGAAAAUGCUUUCCCAGCUCGUGUACUUGGAUCUGGAAAUAAGGAAAGUCUAUUUUUGUGGCUAACCGAUAAGAAAGUCGAUGAUGAUUUAUUAUGCAGAGGUCCUGUGCAAGGAUUCAAAGUGAUACUUCAUACACCAGGAGAAUUACCACAAGUUUCGAAGACUUUUAUGAAGAUACCAUUCGAUCAAGCUGUUUCAGUAUCGAUAAAGCCUAAAAUUGUGACAAUUUCUGAAGGCUUAAGGCAUUAUGAUCCUAAUAGGUUUGAUAGAAUCUUUUCAGCAAAGUCACUUACUAAUUUUUUUGUAUUUUUAAGACGAAAGUGCUAUUACCAGAAUGAGAGAUAUCUGAGGUACUUUAAGCUCUAUACACAGGCCAAUUGUGAACAUGAAUGUCUGUCAAAUCAUACUCGGGCACAAUGUGGAUGUGUUAAGUUUUCGAUGCCAAGAAACGCUUCCGAGCCAGUUUGUGGAGCCAAAAGUAUGAAAUGUCUUCAAAGAGUCGAAAGAGGACUUCUUGUUACAAAUUUCAAACAACGAUCAACUGUUUACGAACCAGAAACUUCAAAAGAUUGCAAUUGUUUACCAUCUUGUAUAAGUAUUCAAUAUAAAGCUGAAAUGGAACAUCAGACUGCAUUUGAUUAUGCAAGUGUUCAGAGGGCUUUGGGUACAGACUCUGUACAGACAAUAGAUCCAGGAAUCCGAUCAGCAAGAUUGACUAUAUAUUUUAAAGAAGCAGUCUUCAAUGCAUUAAGGCGUUCAGAAUUGUACAGUACUACCCAAUUCAUAGCAAAUUGUGGAGGAUUAUUGGGCUUGUUUAUGGGUGUAUCGAUUUUGAGUUUGGUGGAAUUUGUGUAUUUUUUUACAAUUAGAUUAUGGGUAAAUUUAAAAAUGAGAAAACCAAAACGGAAGGCUUUGAAGACUUUAGAUGAAUAA
This is a messenger RNA of Episyrphus balteatus (marmalade hoverfly), 1847 nucleotides long. RefSeq names its product pickpocket protein 28-like. The coding region runs from base 78 to 1847 and encodes 589 amino acids. The record is from RefSeq and is a predicted model, not a curated record. Gene Ontology annotation, molecular function: ligand-gated sodium channel activity. Gene Ontology annotation, cellular component: membrane. Lineage: Eukaryota; Metazoa; Arthropoda; Insecta; Diptera; Syrphidae. The transcript is spliced from 7 exons. Gene Ontology annotation, biological process: sodium ion transmembrane transport.